UGCUCGACAUUAGCGCUAUACAACGCCUUUGAACUCCUCGGCCUCAUCUUCACCACGUUUAAGAAACGCAAAGGGCUCUACUUUUGGAGUAUUUGCCUCGCAUCCUUUGGUGCCAUUCCCUACUGCGUAGGGUGGAUGAUCACCUACUUCGACUGGACCUACGAUUGGAUCGGCAUGAUAAUCGACUCCAUUGGUUGGAUUCUACUAGUCUCUGGUCAAUCCGUCGUCCUAUAUUCGCGACUACACCUGGUCAUAAACAGCCCAAGAAUCCUUCGGGGUGUCCUUGGCAUGAUUGUUGUCAAUGGUGUUGUUUGGCAUAUCUCGAUGACCGUUCUCUUAUUCGGAUCCAGUUACAGUCCAGCCCAAACAAAGGGGGGAUUCAAUCACGUCUUCAAUAUCCUCGAGAAAGUUCAAAUGACCUGUUUCUGCAUCCAGGAAUUUAUACUCUCCGGCCUAUACAUAUGGAAGACAGUGGAUAUCCUCAAGACAGCUUUUGGCAGCAAACGUCGCUUCAUGUGGCACCUUUGUGCCAUCAAUGUCUUGAUUGUAAUAAUGGACACAGGGCUCCUUGCGAUUGAGUACAAGAAUUACUUUGUCUGGGAGCAAGGAAUCAAAGUGGUCACCUACACCAUCAAGCUCAAGCUGGAAUUCGCAGUUUUGGGCGAGCUCAUUGACUUUGUACAGCAUCGCGGAACCAACAAUUCUGGAUCUGCCACAAACCCUAAUACCGGGGGGUUUGUGGAGCUCUCUAGCAGCCGGACGCGAACAGCCAACAAAAAGUCGCGCGCUUCAACGAUGCCUGCAGCUAUCCACUUGGAAGACGUGAAACCCAGCACUGUCAUCUCAACAGAGACAUCGGCACCCAGAGAUCAAGACCAUAACGAAAUCAGGGUCACAACGAAGAUAGAUGUGGAAAGUUGUGCUAUGGAUGCUAGUGACAAUUCUAGUACGGACCAGCUUUACGAGAGUGUUAUUCAACAUGUGUCUAGGUCGACGUAG
Messenger RNA from Ilyonectria robusta, 999 nucleotides. RefSeq lists its product as uncharacterized. The record is from RefSeq and is a predicted model, not a curated record. Lineage: Eukaryota; Fungi; Ascomycota; Sordariomycetes; Hypocreales; Nectriaceae. The annotation marks the transcript as partial. The transcript has a single exon.